GUCCUUUUUUCCGUUAUAUUCACAGAGUGAACCACUUGAGCGUCUCUGUACUGAAGUCAAUACCAGGAGAGGACUCAACGGCGUAAUAAAAUGACUAAUGAGAAGUCGACGUUAACUUACGUGAUAACCGGAGGAUGCGGUUUUCUCGGGCAGCACCUGUUGAGAGUUUUGCUGGAGAAGGAAAAAAAUAUCAAGGAGAUAAGGCUUUUCGAUAAAACCGUUUAUCCUCUACAAAGUCACAGUACAGAGCAUGUGAAGGUGGUGGUGGUACCUGGAGAUAUAACAGACUAUGGGAGCGUGCGUGACGCCUUUCAGGGAGCAGACCUGGUUUUCCACGCAGCUAGUUUGGUUGAUGUCUGGUAUAAGGUUCCUGAGAAGGCCAUCUAUGCUGUCAAUGUACAAGGGACGGAGAAUGUAAUAAACGCUUGUGUGGAAAUUGGUAUUCAGUAUUUGGUGUAUACAAGCUCCAUGGAGGUGGUUGGUCCAAAUGUAAAAGGAGAUACAUUCGUCAGAGGGAAUGAGGAUACUCCAUAUAAUAUAUUCCAUGAGAUGCCCUACCCUAAGACCAAAGCUACAGCUGAGAAAAUGGUGCUGGGAGCCAAUGGUACAAAGGUCAAGGGAGGGAACUCUCUCUACACAUGCUCACUACGGCCAACAGGCAUCUACGGGGAACAGCAUCAGCUCAUGAAGGACUUCUAUCUGAAUGGGGUGCGGACUGGUGGUUGGGUGAUCAGAGGAGUUCCACAGAACACUGAGCACGGAAGGGUCUAUGCAGGGAACGUGGCAUGGAUGCACUUGCUAGCAGCACGUGCUCUGCGGGAACAUCCUGAUAGGCUGGGUGGGGAAUAUUAUUUCUGCUACGACGACUCCCCAUAUAAGAGCUACGAGGACUUCAACAUGCAGUUCUUGUCGACGUUCAACUUUCGCUCGUUGCACGUGCCCGUGUGGGUGCUGUGGUUCAUAGCGUGGAUGAACGACUCGAUACGCUGGCUCCUGAAGCCGUUCUGCAACUACACCCCACUGCUUAAUGGAUACACACUCGCUGUGGCCUGCACAUCCUUCACUGUCCGCACAGACAAGGCUUUCCGUCACUUUCAGUACCGACCGCUCUACAGCUGGGAGGAGUGUCUGGCCCGCACACAGAGCUGGGUCAACACGUUCCCUUUAGAAACCCACACUAAGGACUCCUAACAGCUGCUUCAUUGUCAGGAGGACAGUUUUCAUAAACACAUCUGUGUCCAAAAAUGAAAGAUGAGGUUUUGUGACUCUGUGUGUAAAGCAUGUGUGUCAAGCAUUUGACUUUUCACCUGAUGAUGAACAUUUGGACGUUGUUUUGCAGUAUUCAGUAUGUGUUUUCAUAUAAAUACACAUGAACCAAGCACCUCUUAAUCAUAUAAGCCCUUUUGAUUUGUUCACAGUGAUCUAUUAGAUUAAUAAAAAUAUUGAAUUAUUAAUGUCAUAGUAA
Carassius carassius (crucian carp) is the source of this 1465-nucleotide messenger RNA. RefSeq names its product 3 beta-hydroxysteroid dehydrogenase type 7-like. The transcript is spliced from 6 exons. NCBI's taxonomy places the organism in Eukaryota, Metazoa, Chordata, Actinopteri, Cypriniformes, Cyprinidae. The coding region runs from base 91 to 1191 and encodes 366 amino acids. Gene Ontology annotation, biological process: steroid biosynthetic process. Gene Ontology annotation, molecular function: 3-beta-hydroxy-Delta5-steroid dehydrogenase (NAD+) activity. The record is from RefSeq and is a predicted model, not a curated record.